UGGCAGCACCGAACAGUUUUUGUUUUGCCUAAAGUGUGUGAAGAGACACGAGAGAGAGAGAGAGAGAGUGAGAAAGUUCGUGGAAACAACCUUCACCGUUCAUCAACAUCAAUCAAGCAUAUCCAUUCUUAUCAUUUCUCAAUCACUGCCAUUGAUACUGACACGCCUCCACUUUCCAGCUUAAUGCUCUUUAACUCCCACUACCUCACUCUCUCAUCUCUCAGCCCCUCUUGCCCCUUCAAGGAUAAAUAAUUUAUGGGUGGAUCAAUUUCAAAACGGAGGAGGAGUUUUAGGCAACGUUCGUCCUCAAGUUUCUUUCCUCAGUAUCAAUCUCCUUAUUUGCCACAAACACAAAUCCAAGAUCAUGGGUCUGCGGGGCAUUACGGGUACUCAUCUCCAAGCCAUAGUGGUGGUCGUGCUCCAGAGCAAGGAAAGCGCUCAGAUACGAAGUUUUCAAGGAUAGGUGAUAAUUAUAAGAGCUUGGACCAGGUAACUGAAGCUCUGGCAAGUGCUGGUCUAGAGUCUUCCAAUCUCAUUGUUGGUAUUGAUUUUACGAAGAGCAAUGAGUGGACAGGUGGAAGGUCAUUUCAAAGGAGAUGCCUGCACCACAUUGGUCAUGAACAAAAUCCAUAUGAACAAGCUAUAUCUAUCAUUGGGAAAACAUUAUCUUCCUUUGAUGAGGAUAACUUAAUUCCCUGUUUUGGUUUUGGAGAUGCAUCAACACAUGACCAAGAAGUUUUUAGUUUCUGUCCUGAUGAUAGAUUUUGUCAUGGUUUUGAAGAAGUGUUGGAACGGUACAGGGAAUUGGUCCCUCAAUUAAAGCUUGCAGGACCAACAUCAUUUGCCCCAGUCAUUGAGAUGGCAAUCACCAUUGUUGAGCAAAGUGGAGGCCAGUACCAUGUCUUAUUAAUUAUAGCGGAUGGCCAGGUGACAAGAAGUGUUGACACCGGGCAUGGACAGUUGAGUGCACAAGAAAAGAAAACUGUAGAAGCUAUUGUGAAAGCUAGUGAAUAUCCCUUGUCAAUCAUAUUAGUUGGAGUUGGAGAUGGGCCGUGGGAUAUGAUGAAACAAUUUGAUGAUAACAUCCCUGCCCGAGCAUUUGAUAAUUUCCAGUUUGUGAAUUUCACCGAAAUAAUGUCAAAGAACAUGGAUCGGUCCAGAAAGGAAGCAGAGUUUGCACUCGCUGCUUUGAUGGAAAUACCCUCCCAAUACAAGGCAACACUAGAGCUUAAUAUAUUGGGUGCUCGUAGAGGGAAAUCUAUUGACAGGUUUCCUCUACCACCACCUCAAUAUGGCGCACCUCAAUAUGGCGCAGCAUCUUUCAAUUCUCCAAAAACUUCUCGUCAGAAUAGUUUUCGUCCCAGUGCACCGGCUAGCAAACAUGAUGUUAGCACAGACCCUCCUGCAAGUUCCAUUUCUGAUAAUCAGUAUUGUGUCAUUUGCCUCUCCAAUCCUAAGGAUAUGGCCUUUGGUUGCGGGCAUCAGACAUGCUGUGAGUGUGGACAAAAUCUUGAGUUAUGCCCCAUUUGCAGGAGUACCAUUGUUACUAGAUUAAAACUGUAUUAGAUGAUAUCUCUUAAAACUUGUCCAUGACUUUUCAUGUUGAGGUAUGAAGGGUUUUCUGCAAAUUUCUCGGUGAUGAAGGAGGAGGAUGGGGUCGGAUACAUUGAAAAAAAUUGCUAAGUAGCUUUUCGCGUUGUACAUAUUUUUGGUAUUUAUUUAUUCAAGACUAUGCUUUGAGCGCAUUUUAUACAAGAGUUGGAUUUGCAUUAUUAUAUUAAUUUUGUGGCAAUUCAUCAAUAUAAUUUUUCGUGCUUCUAGAUUU
Molecule: messenger RNA, 1825 nt
Organism: Cajanus cajan (pigeon pea)
Lineage: Eukaryota; Viridiplantae; Streptophyta; Magnoliopsida; Fabales; Fabaceae
Source: RefSeq, a predicted model, not a curated record